Messenger RNA from Trichoplusia ni (cabbage looper), 2234 nucleotides. It is a transcript of the gene Rsph4a, whose product is annotated as radial spoke head protein 6 homolog A. Bases 83 to 1801 code for a protein of 572 amino acids. Gene Ontology annotation, biological process: cilium movement involved in cell motility; axoneme assembly; cilium assembly. Gene Ontology annotation, cellular component: axoneme; radial spoke. Lineage: Eukaryota; Metazoa; Arthropoda; Insecta; Lepidoptera; Noctuidae. The transcript has 13 exons. The record is from RefSeq and is a predicted model, not a curated record.
CAACGUUACUUACUGACAUAGAUCCCUUCUAACAUAAAUAUUAUUGUUAUUUUAAUUAAUUGCAUGAAAAAAAGGCUUAAAAAUGUCGCAAACAUUUUUAUUGGAGCCGGAUAUAAUAGCGGCGACCGAAAAUGUUAUGCCAGAUCUUAACAACGAUUUGGUUUUAGCAAAAAACUUUCUGAAGCAGCAGAGUGCAGCUACUGGGGACUCACUUUACGACCAUCUUGUGGAUAUAGUACAAAAGAUUCUGUCGCAAAAGCCCCCUGAUGUAGUGGACAACUUCGAGCAGUAUUCGUGGGCUGUCAAGCAGGAGAAGUUCCGCCCUAACUUCGAUCUAUUGAACGACAUAUACCUGGCGCCGCCGCAGCUAGCUGUCGUGAGGAGAGUCGAUGAAAUGUUCAGGUUGGUGCAAAGCAAAGCAACUAAAUUGGACAAUAUAGGCGAAGAGGAACAGGAACUCGAUUUGGAAGAAGAUAACGAAAAGCCGAGGAUACAAGAUCUCGUGGACCACAACUAUUACUUCAAGGAGGGAGGGUAUGGUCUACCGGACAGAGAAUGCUAUGCGGUUUACAUCUCUAUGAUCAUGCUUGGCAUCAAGGAACCGGUAUCUACAGUAAGGUUUUUUGGUAAAAUCUUCGGGACUAAAGCCAAUUACUACGUAGCAGAAACGGAUCUAACAAUUGAAGAACUUGACAGGAGGAUUAGGGAGUUUGAAAUGAAAGAUAUGCCAGGAGAAGGCGAGGGUAUGGAGGAAACCGGACAAGUUCGUCCAGACGAGCACGGUGAAAUGUUGGGUGAAGGGGAGGCUCACGUGCCUGUUUCCAAGGAGCCGGUGCCGCCGAAGCUGCCGCCGGAGCCGGUGUCCACGUGGACGGCGCCGAUACCGAUACCCGUCGAAAGACCUGGAUCUGGAAUCAACAAGAAGGUGUACUGGGUAUGCAACAGGCCGGGUGAGCAGUGGGUCUGCCUGCCGGACAUCACCCCGGAUCAUAUCCGCGUCGCUCGGCUCUCCGUGCGUUGCAUGACCGGGGAACUUGAUACUGAGGUGAUAACCUUCCCUCCGUUCGACGGUUCGGAGCGUCACUACCUGCGCGCGCAGAUUGCUCGCAUCGCAGCCGCCACCUCCAUCUCGCCGCAGGGGUUCUUCACCUUCGGCUCUGGAGAAGAGGAGGAGGACCUCGACCUGGAGGAAGGCGGAGGUGAUAUGGAGUUCAAUCCCAAUCCGUACUACCAGGGCCACACCCUCAAGGAUCUCCUGGACUCGAACCUGACGUACUGGGUGCACCACGGCCGGCACAUACUGAAGCAAGGACGCACGCUGUGGUGGAACCCCAACGCGGGAAUGGACGAGGCUUUGGAAGAAGAGGAAGACGAAGGCCCUCCUCCCGUGGAGCCGGAGGUAGGCCCGAGUUUGUUUUCGCCGCUGUCUGAGGACGCUAGGAUCGAGGGUCUGCCGGCGUGGAGCACCCGCGUCAGCUCGACGCUGUGCCCGGACCGCGCGCUCGUCGUCAUCCGGAGCAACACCUGGCCCGGUGCCGUCGCCUACGCCACGACCGGCAAGAAGUCCGAGUGCAUGUACGUGGGCUGGGGUCUGAAGUUCCAGCCGCCGAACUUCUCGCCGCUGCAGCUGCCGUGGCCGAAGGACGAGUAUCCCAUCGGGCCCGAGGUCAUGGAGAUGGCUGAUCCCACUUUCGCUGAUGAGGAGGCGUAUCGCAUCGCGCACCUGCCGCCGGUGCCGCCGCCCGACUUGCUUGGGGAAGGAGAAGGCUACGGCGAGGAGAUGGAAGAAGAAGACGAAUAACAGAACAUGCUAUAAUCGACCUUAUCACCUUAAAAUAAUAGUGAUAAUGUCGGAAGUUUAUUAAGUACCGAUUUGUGGCCGAUUGUUCGAGAAGUCACUGUUUCUUAGGAGUCUUAGAGCGCGACAUGGUGGUAUCCGAUAGAUUAUCAACUUGUCUACCGCACCGCUGGCGCCACUGCGGCACUUUCUCGUACCACUAAUUUGAAGGUUUUAAAGUCCUAAGUUCCCAAGCUUAAAGUUGUCUUCUGCAAAGUUUAAAAUGCCUCUAAGCCUUUGUAUCGAUAGUAUUUAAACGGAAAACCUGACGAACAAGCUCUUAAUAAAUAUGGGGUUUUCUUUGCUCUAUCUUUGUCGAUAAAGGUUGCUGGCUUGUGAGGCUUAACCGUUGUUAUUAUUUUUACUUUAUUAUAUUCAUCAUUUCAUAGUGUUAAUA